AUUAAUAUUCUAUUUAUUUUUAUAACAUUAUUCUGCCAGAGUCAGUAUCAGUUUCAAAUUUUGUGAUAUUGCUUCAAUAUUUUUUCUAUACAAUCAGAUAAAAUAUACACUUCGCACGGAUUUCUGCAACCGAUUGUAUAUCUAAAUGAAAAGAAAUUUGUCUGAAUAUAUUUGCUGUUUGAUUUAUUCUGUUAUUUUAAUGGCUACUAGGAAAGACAUUCUAGACUAUCUACAUAAAAGGGAUAAUAUCGAAAGAACAGUAAAUGGAAUUUUAAAUAAUAUUAUACCUAUAGAUAUCAUAAAAAAUGACAAAAAUGCAGAAAGUAAUAUGAUAAAAUCGACCGUAGACGUUGUACGAGAAAAAGAGGAAUAUAUGAGAAACAAACAAUUAUACGAGCAAGCAAUGAGGGAGUAUAAUGUAAACUAUAAUUCGACAAUGGUAGAUGAUCUUAUAAGAAACUACGGACUUGAUCGUGAUAUUUUCAACCACGAAAGAUAUAGAUAUUAUACACCUAGAGAGCCUUAUGUAUACAAUAGGAUGAUACGAAAAGAAGGCUUUACAUAUGUACAGGAAGAAUUAAUAUGGCAACAUUUAAAAUCGGUGAUAGAUAUAAAUUUAUCUUGCCCUUGCAGAACUUGCAUUUUGUUAGAAGCGUCAAAAUAUGCUUACAUACGUGCCAAAGAAUGGGAGAUAAAAUUGCAUAAAGAUUGGGAUUUAUAUAAAAGGGCACCAAUGAGAUGGGUACGAAGGUUCGAAAUGAGACACCGUGACGAAAUUUCUAACUUAUGCAGUAAGCUGUGUAAGAAGAGCUAGAGUAUAGCAGGAAUGAUAAACAAUUGUUGUCGAUGUUCGAUGGAAAAAUUAUUUUCGAAUUAUCAAAUGGUUCUAAAACAUUCUAUAGCCAACAAAUUUUUAUCUAUUUCAAUGUUAUAUUGUGAUGAUAUAUUAACACAAACGGCAACAUUUAUUUUUUAAGAUUUAGAUUUACGGUUUAAUGAACAAUUUUGAAUAAGAUUUUAAAGAAAAAACAACUCCUAUUUUUCUUAUAAAUGGCGAGUUUUUAAAAUAUUUGUAAGAUGCUUUUUUAUUAACAGAAAGAAAAAAAUAUCGAGAAACAUUGUUGUAAUUUAUGAACAUGAACAAGCUUUUAUAUGCUAUGACUAGGCUACAAUAUCCUUAUUAUUUUUGAACAUUAAUUAUUGUUGAAAAUAUCUCUAUGUACUUUAUUACGUUUUAAUGUGCUUAAACAAGUUUUUAAAUAGAUCUUUAAAUAUUACAAGAAAAGUAUAUAAGGCAAAUAUAGAAAAAGAGAGAAAAAUAUAGAAAAAGAGAAAGAAAAGGAUAGAAAAAAAAAGUUACAAUUAGUAAAUGAAUUCUUGAAUAUAUGAACUUUUUCUAUAUAUGUUAUAUGUAUUAUAUAUCAAUAAUUCAAAUUAUUCUAAAUUUAUUUCUCUUUGUUUCAUUUCAUCUUUGUAAUAUUUUAUUAACCAGUGUACUUUUUAUUUACCGUUGUUCACAUUGCGCAAUAAACGUAAUGAAUUGUUUAUAUUUGCCCAAAUAAAUCUAAGAAAUAACAAUUUAGUAGCUACAAUUUUCGAGACAUUUAAAAAAGCCUGUUCAAAUUAAGAA
Molecule: messenger RNA, 1630 nt
Organism: Cataglyphis hispanica
Lineage: Eukaryota; Metazoa; Arthropoda; Insecta; Hymenoptera; Formicidae
Exons: 2
Coding region: 146-814 (222 amino acids)
Source: RefSeq, a predicted model, not a curated record